AUGCAAUCGACAGGGCUUCGCGCCCUGCUCAAUCCUGCUAUCGUCGCCGCCAGAUCACAAGUCCGAUCUCGAAUACGCUAUCGAUCAUUUCAGACAUCGUCAACCUGGAGGGACACAGGCGCAGGCGCAGGUGCAGGCGCGGGUGCAAACAAUGGUGACAAGCCACCAGGGCAAUCGGCUGUUGUAGAGGACGAAGAUGUACAGCCGCAAAACGGAACCGAAACCGCACCGGGUCGUUCACGAGUUCGGACUUCGACUUCUUUGAAAAACAGAAUAGCUCGCAAACAUGCCGCUCCUGCGCUACCCCCCGUCAAACUACCACAAGCGUUCCUCGACGACAAUGUCACUCUUCACCAUGCCUGGAGGAGACCACAACUCCCGAUUGCUCUCGCUGAAGACGCCAAACAACCAAAGACGUCCUCUAUCUUUGUCGAUCCUCAGGUCGCCGAUAAGAAGACUCGAAUAACGGAAUCUAACAAGGCGCUUGAAGAUUACUUCGAUGCGACAUUCACUGCCAUGUUCGAGAAAGUCGCGGACCGUGUAAAAGCUGUUGUUGCUCUCGAUGCCAAUUGCCACACAGAGGAGCUCGUUCAUAAGCUGACGAGCCUCACCCGCGCCUACGACAUGCUGCUCGACUCAGCAUGGCAUUUGGCCGAUUCCUUAUAUCCUGCCCGACACGCGGAAUAUACAUACACUUCAAAACCCUUCUGGUGGUGGCACUACUAUAAGGACUUUGACCGACAUGCCCAAGAGUUUCGCGACCAGUUCCUUUCAGUUCAGACAGGUCUCGAUAGCAUUCUCGACUAUGACUGGAGACUCGACCACUCCCUAGCCCAAGCCAUCGCCGACCUGCCUAUUCUCACGUUCUCCUCUAUUAGAUCUGCUCUGCGUCGAGAAUUAACAACACCGCCCCCUCCCGACUCUGAGUCGAAGAACCUUAAGCGUCAGAUCACCAUAUUGUCCAUGUCUGGCUAUAGCGGACAAGCCAUAUCAGAGGCUGUCGCAGAACACAUCGCCUACUUCAACGAUGCUGAUCUGGUCAAACUGAAUGCCCAGGAUUUAUCCGUCACAGUAGGAGACUAUCUCGACCAAGACUGGGCUUAUUCGCGAGGGUCUCUUUCGAACAUGGGAUUCCGCGCUGCAGAGAUGAAUGGAAAGCUUUACAGGGAUCCCGAUGUGGUGGCACGCCCCGAGGAGGAGGAUAACGACCCUGACACGGGCGUGAUUAACAUUCGCGCAGCCUCAGGUUCGCUUGAAGACGAGCUUUCCAAAAUCAAGCAGGGUGGCUAUGACCCCUUUGGCAAAUGGGAGAACCUCAAGAUCGACAAGGUCUUGGAGCAAAUUAUACAGGCAGCCGAGCUUAAGCAAGGCUCCCCGCGUGAGAAGCCUCUCAUCAUCCAUAUCCACGAUUUCGUUGAACUUAGUAUGACACUUGAGGGUUCAAUGCUCAUCACGAGAUUGAGAAAUAUCGUCGAUUCAGCCUGGCAGCAAGGGUCAAAGGUUGCAAUUCUGGGAACGUCCUCGAGUGAGCAACCUUCAGAGGAGUAUCAAAGCAUGCUUCGAGAUCUCUCGGUUGGAGACUUUGUCAUUUCUCGACAUAUCGAUCCUUCUCGCACUUUAAGGCAACCCAAACCGUCUGGCGGCUUACAAACUUCCGAUGGCAAUUUCCCUCUGCAGGAUACAGACAUUUUCGUGGAGAACGUUCAAAACAUCAACCGUAUGCUGAAAUCAUUAGGCAGCCAGUGCAUCCUUGAACUUUCAGAUGCUCACAUGAAGAUCUUUAUGCACGCUACAGACACCCGGGCUCAGAUGCUCAAAAAGUCUAUUCUUCCUCUACCAGAGGUGUACAACAUUGCAUGCGCCGCAAAACGCCACGAAGAGGAAGCCGCAGGUGCUGCACCAGGAGGAGUGUAUGAGCGCCUUCUCAUGGGCCCUUUAAGGCAAAGACCCGGGCAGCGAUACCUUGACGAGCCUGAGCAAGACGGCAAGACGGAAGGAGAGGACUCACAGAAGAAGGAUGAAGACCCGCAAUCAGGCGGCCGGGCAUCUAUGAAGCUGAAUGAGUAUGAGAAGCGGAUAUCUUCAGGCCACAUCAACCGUCAGAACUUGAGAACGACUUUCGACGAUGUUCACGUCCCCAAGGAGACCAUAUCUGCCCUCAAGCUCCUCACAACCCUGGCGCUGGUACGGCCUGAUGCGUUCUCUUAUGGUGUACUAGCCCAGGAUAAGAUUCCUGGAUGCCUGCUGUAUGGACCUCCUGGUACAGGCAAGACGUUGCUCGCAAAGGCGGUUGCCAAGGAGAGCGGCGCAAACAUGCUCGAAAUCAGUGGUGCGACUAUAAAUGACAAGUGGGUUGGUGAGAGCGAGAAGCUCAUCCGCGCUGUCUUUACUCUGGCCAAGAAGAUCUCACCGUGUGUAGUCUUUAUUGAUGAGGCCGAUUCUUUACUAGCAAACCGCAGCAUGCUCGGUGCUCGCGCAUCACACCGGUCUCACAUCAACCAGUUUCUGAAAGAAUGGGAUGGUCUUGAGGAGACAGAAGCCUUCAUCAUGGUUGCCACCAACCGUCCAUUCGACCUUGAUGACGCUGUUCUCCGCCGCCUGCCACGCCACCGCAAUGCCAUUCUGAAGAUACUCCUCAAGGGCGAAACCCUUGACCCUGCCGUUUCACUCGAAGAUCUAGCCAAGCGUACACCCUACUACUCAGGUUCUGAUCUGAAGAAUGCCUGCGUCGCUGCCGCCAUGGCUGCUGUUGAGGAGGAGAAUGAAGCUGCUGCACGUCACAGUGGCCCCGAGCCGUAUGAAUACCCUAAGAAGCGUAUUUUGCGCCAGGACCACUUCGACAAGGCACUUCGCCAGAUACCGGCUAGCAUCAGCGAGGAUAUGCAGUCUCUCAAGCAGAUCCGCAAGUUUGAUGAAGAAUACGGAGCCAAGAAGAAGGGUGCAAAGAAGACGAUGGGUUUUGGCGUCGGCGCAGAGAAGAAGUUUGCAGAUGCUGAGGAGGUACGAAUCCGUCGCGGUCCGUGA
Fusarium redolens is the source of this 3024-nucleotide messenger RNA. RefSeq lists its product as uncharacterized. The record is from RefSeq and is a predicted model, not a curated record. The transcript has 2 exons. Lineage: Eukaryota; Fungi; Ascomycota; Sordariomycetes; Hypocreales; Nectriaceae. Gene Ontology annotation, cellular component: mitochondrial outer membrane. Gene Ontology annotation, molecular function: ATP hydrolysis activity; ATP binding. Bases 1 to 3024 code for a protein of 1007 amino acids.